Ceratina calcarata is the source of this 1018-nucleotide messenger RNA. Its product is annotated as PH domain-containing protein DDB_G0275795-like. Gene Ontology annotation, cellular component: extracellular matrix. The transcript is spliced from 2 exons. The coding region runs from base 93 to 1016 and encodes 307 amino acids. The record is from RefSeq and is a predicted model, not a curated record. NCBI's taxonomy places the organism in Eukaryota, Metazoa, Arthropoda, Insecta, Hymenoptera, Apidae.
ACACGAAAACGCUCACGGUCAUCACGCGUAUAAAAGUACGACGAUUCUUACCCUGAGGCAUCAGUCUCCUGGCGAUCCUCUCGUAAACAAACAUGGUUGGAAAGCUCGUUCUUCUCUUAAGCCUGGCGGUCCUCUCGAAGGGCGCGGUGGUACCAGCACCGGUGGUUGCCGCAGCACCGGUGGUACCAGCAAGACUGGAAGAACUGGACGCAGUGCCCCAAUACAGUUUUGCUUAUGACGUACAAGACGCGAUAACCGGCGAUUCUAAGGCCCAAUACGAGACCAGAAACGGAGAUAUAGUACAAGGAAGCUACAGCUUGAUCGAAGCCGACGGUACUCGCCGCAUCGUUGAGUACACUGCCGAUCCGAUAAACGGCUUUAACGCGGUGGUUAGUCGCGAACCAGCGACUGCCGUCGCUGCCAUAGCUGCUCCUGUAGCCGCUUAUGCACCUGCCCUCGCACCAGCUGCUGCAGCUGCUCCAAUUUUACCAGGUGCGCCUGCACCAGCACCAGCGAUUCCGUCCAGCGGUCCCGACUCCGACGUGGAAGUGGUCGAAGCUAGAUCCGGUCCUCUGAAAGCCGCGUCUAGUCGCCAGGAACAGUUGAGGCAGCAACAGGAACAGCAGUUGCAGCAGCUGAAGGCGAUUGAAAGACAGCAACAGGAACAGCAGCAGCAACAGCUGCACCAGCUUCAGCAGCUCCAGCAGCAGUCCAGACUGCAAUUGCAACAGCAGAUUCAGCAGAGGCAAGACCAGAGGACGCAGGAAAAUAGCCAGGAGCAAGAACAGAGGCAACAGCAUCAACAAGAACAACAGGGUGCACCUGUAAGGGCGCUCGCUAGUCCAGUACAAAUUCCAGCGAGAGCUCAGCCUGCUAGGCUGGUCAGCUUGCCAGCGGCCAAAGCUGUCACCAGUUACGCUUAUCCCGGGGCUUAUGCUUACACCGCUGCUUACUCGUCGCCUGUGGCAUACGCGGCGCCCACUCUUACCUACGCUCCCGCCAACGCGCUUUUCUAAAU